Messenger RNA from Ochotona princeps (American pika), 470 nucleotides. Its product is annotated as SLC35A4 upstream open reading frame protein. The record is from RefSeq and is a predicted model, not a curated record. Lineage: Eukaryota; Metazoa; Chordata; Mammalia; Lagomorpha; Ochotonidae. The coding region runs from base 101 to 412 and encodes 103 amino acids. The transcript is spliced from 3 exons.
AAAAAAUGUCCCGGAAGAGCUUCCGCCCUUAGUAAAGAUGGCGAUAACACGUGCUAUAAGGAGGCGGGGCUGCGUCUGCGCAACAAGCUAGGCCGGGAAGAUGGCGGAUGACAAGGAUUCUCUUCCCAAGCUUAAGGACCUGACAUUCCUCAAGAACCAACUGGAAAGCCUACAACGCCGGGUGGAAAGUGAGGUCGGCAGUGGCGUGAGCCAGGAUGGCUCCCUCUUGUCCUCCCCAUUCCUCAAGGGAUUCCUGGCUGGCUAUGUGGUGGCCAAACUGAGGGCAUCUGCAGUAUUGGGCUUUGCUGUGGGCACCUGCACUGGCAUCUACGCAGCUCAGGCAUAUGCUGUGCCCAACGUGGAGAAGACACUGAGGGACUAUUUUCGGUCACUGCGCAAGGGGCCAGACUAGGUUGGGAUUCCAUGGGGGAGGCGGCAGCCUUUCCAUUACAGACACUUGGUUUAGCUUC